Messenger RNA from Fopius arisanus, 1453 nucleotides. RefSeq names its product serpin B3. The transcript is spliced from 6 exons. Bases 217 to 1446 code for a protein of 409 amino acids. Lineage: Eukaryota; Metazoa; Arthropoda; Insecta; Hymenoptera; Braconidae. Gene Ontology annotation, molecular function: serine-type endopeptidase inhibitor activity. The record is from RefSeq and is a predicted model, not a curated record.
UUUUUCAUUAUCUUACCGAUCCAUUGAACAAUGGAUAGUAAACUUAUAUGUUGAUAACGUCGACGGCUGUCACUUAAAUAAAUUACCAGACUGAAUUUAUGUCUAGAUUUCGAGAAACUGAUGAAAAAAAUUGAUCCCUUAUCUGCUUGCCAUUGAAAAAUCGUUCGUUGGAUCGUGUUUAAUUCGUUUUAUACACUGUACAGAAAGGUAGGCUAUAUGGAAUACUAUACAAAAGCGUAUCUGAUAAAAAAAAUGUCCAUUCUGUCGGUGGCACUGCAAAUUUGUGGAUCGCUAGCUUAUCUUCUUCCUGAGACAGAAAAUGUAAUAGGACUUCGUGAAGUGGUCUCACACAGUGACAUAUUCUCUCGACAAUUUUACUCGACACAUGGAGUGGACGUCAAAGAAAAUUUUGUAUCGUCACCGAUCGGUGCAUCGGUGGCUCUGUCCAUGCUGACAUAUGGAGUUGAUGAAAAUCUGCGGAAACGGUUGGAAAGAAAUUUGCUUUUCUGUAGGAAUCGCAAUGUUCAGAAUCAUGGCAUGAGGGCUCUCGUAAAUAUACUCAACUUCCCGGGAGAUUCGCAAAUGGGCAGGCUAAUUUUCGUGGAUCGAAGGGCGUUGAUAAUGCCCAGAUUCCGUUUAGCUAUGCUCAGAAUUUUCCAAACUGGGAUUCAAACAGUUGAUUAUAGGAAUCCACGGAAUGCCAUCAAAACUAUUAAUACCUGGUGGCAUAGAAAAUCAAAGAGCGAUUCGUAUAACAUCAUCAGCCCUGGUGAUGUGAGUAACAGAACGAUUUUGGUGAUUGCCAAUGUCGUUGAGUUCAACAGUCACUGGGCAACGACAUUUCAUAAAGAGGCAAAACAUUUACAUCAUCUCUAUGAUGAAAAUGGGCGAGUCCGUCAUCAUCGAACGAUGUAUACCUUACAGGCAAUGGAACAUCGAGCUUUCAGAAGUGUUGGAAUUUUGUUUAUCCAGAUACCUUACCAGGAGGCAGAUCUGAGCUUAGUAUUGAUCAUGUCCAGGAAUGCAUCCGAAACGACCAUUCUUGACCACCAUUUUAAUCUCGGCCUUCUCUUCAAUAUGUCAAGGAAUGCAAAUGUUGAUUUCAAUUUACCUAAAUUGAGAAUUGAAUCGACAAUUGAUCUGACCGAUUUUUUAGUGAGAUCGGGAAUUGGUGACGGAUUUAGAAGUUUUACUCGAAUAACUCCUCGUCCCUUGAAAUUUUCCAGCAUAAAGCAAAAAACGUACAUCGAAAUAGACGAGACAACAACCAGGGCAAUCUCUACCACGAUUAUUACGAAUAAUGAAUCGAAAAGUAAAAAGCCCGCAGCUCCAGAAGCGCCCGUUCAUUUCAAAGCUGAAGUGCCGUUCUAUUUUGCCAUUGUCAAACAUUUGAAUCCACAAGAUUAUGUUGUCCUGUUCAAUGGACAUUACAAGAAUGUUAAUUAAAUAAACU